Wasmannia auropunctata (little fire ant) is the source of this 1566-nucleotide messenger RNA. RefSeq names its product SKI family transcriptional corepressor 2 (gene fuss). The record is from RefSeq and is a predicted model, not a curated record. Gene Ontology annotation, molecular function: DNA-binding transcription factor activity, RNA polymerase II-specific; RNA polymerase II cis-regulatory region sequence-specific DNA binding; SMAD binding. NCBI's taxonomy places the organism in Eukaryota, Metazoa, Arthropoda, Insecta, Hymenoptera, Formicidae. Gene Ontology annotation, biological process: negative regulation of transcription by RNA polymerase II; negative regulation of BMP signaling pathway. The transcript has 6 exons. Gene Ontology annotation, cellular component: nucleus; transcription regulator complex. The coding region runs from base 1 to 1566 and encodes 521 amino acids.
AUGGAUGGGCCGGCGGUGCUGUCGAUGCCGCCGUUAACUUCUUCGCAGAAAUCGGCGCAAUCGCCGCAACCGCAAUCGCAUCCGAAACAGAAUCAGGAGUUGCAGGUGGGUACCGUGUCGCUUUAUGGGAUCCACAUCGUGUCGCUGGUGAUCGAGGGGCAGGAGCGACUCUGUCUGGCGCAGAUCAGCAACACCCUGCUGAAGCAGUUCAGCUACAACGAGAUUCACAAUCGCCGGGUGGCGUUGGGCAUCACCUGCGUGCAGUGCACGCCGGUGCAGCUGGAGAUACUCCGCCGUGCCGGCGCGAUGCCGGUGUCCUCGCGUAGAUGCGGCAUGAUCACCCGCAGGGAGGCGGAACGCCUCUGCAAGUCCUUCCUCGGCGACAACGCGCCGCCCAGAUUGCCCGAAGAUUUCGCGUUCUCCGUUCACCACGAGUGCGCCUGGGGCUGCCGCGGCGCCUUCCUGCCCGCCCGUUACAACAGCUCGCGCGCCAAGUGCAUCAAGUGCGCGUACUGUGGCCUGUUUUUCUCGCCGAACAAGUUCAUCUUCCACUCGCACCGUAUCGGCCCGUCGGACAAGUACGUGCAGCCGGACGCGGCGAACUUCAACUCGUGGCGCCGGCACAUGAAGCUGUCCGGCACCCAGCCGGACGAGGUGGUGCACGCCUGGGAGGACGUCAAGGCGAUGUUCAACGGCGGCACCAGGAAACGCCUGUUGGGCAACUCGCACAGCUCCCGGCAGUCGCCGAGUCCGGCGAAGCAGCCGAGAUCGUCGCCGACCGGCGCCGCGCAGAUUCCGACCACCUUGAUGCCGACACCGGCGCAUCCGCGCGUGCCGCCGUUCCCGGAGCUGCCGCUGCCGCUGUCCCGCAGCCUCGUCAUGGACUACGUGUGGCAUCAGCACCAGCAGGCGGCGGCGGUCGCCGCGGCCAAGACACCCAGCCCAUUCGCGUUUCCGUCCUACGCCCUGCCCUGGUUGGCCAAGCGGAGUCCCGUCCUAUUCCCUGGACCGCUACCGCCGCCCAUAAGCGGCUCCAGCCCCACGGAACCGCUGAUCCCGACCGUCAAUCCACCUUUGCACCAGUCCGCGUUCCGUCCGGUGAUUCGCGGGCCGCCCCUCGUCGAACCGGCGGUCAUACCGGAGCGACCGGCGGACGUCGGCCAGAAGGAGGACAACUCCGACGACGAGGUCGACAUCGAGACGACGGAGGACGACCCGGUGACGCCGCUCAACGCGAGCCUUCAGAAUCUUCACUCGGCCUCGAACUCCGCGAUGAGCAGCCAUAGCGGACGAAGUACGUCGCCGCAGUGCUGGAGUCCUCCCCGAGAAACGGAACGGGAGGCUGAGAAGAUCGCCGAGGAGGCCGCGGCUCUGCGCGACGUGAAGACGGAACUGCCGCCGGCGAGAAGUCCCGAGACCUGGCACGGCAGUGCUUACUAUCGGCAUCUCAAUGUUCUGAAGGGGAACGAGCCGGCCGCGGAAAGGGCGGGCUCCGAUUGCUCGGCUUGCCGUCCACGCGGUAUGUUUUACGGCCAAGUCCACAGUCCGUCCGCGCCGACCAAUUAA